Charadrius vociferus (killdeer) is the source of this 644-nucleotide messenger RNA. RefSeq names its product troponin C type 1 (slow) (gene TNNC1). The transcript is spliced from 6 exons. The coding region runs from base 24 to 509 and encodes 161 amino acids. Gene Ontology annotation, molecular function: calcium ion binding. Lineage: Eukaryota; Metazoa; Chordata; Aves; Charadriiformes; Charadriidae. The record is from RefSeq and is a predicted model, not a curated record. Gene Ontology annotation, cellular component: myosin II complex.
CCCCUUGCCCACCCUCUCCAGCCAUGGAUGACAUUUAUAAGGCAGCGGUUGAGCAGCUGACAGAAGAACAAAAAAAUGAGUUCAAGGCUGCCUUCGACAUCUUCGUGCUGGGGGCAGAGGAUGGCUGCAUCAGCACCAAGGAGCUGGGGAAGGUGAUGCGGAUGCUGGGGCAGAACCCCACCCCUGAGGAGCUGCAGGAGAUGAUAGACGAGGUGGAUGAGGAUGGCAGCGGCACUGUAGACUUUGAUGAGUUCCUUGUUAUGAUGGUCCGGUGUAUGAAAGACGACAGCAAAGGAAAAACUGAAGAGGAACUCUCAGAUCUCUUCAGGAUGUUUGAUAAAAAUGCCGAUGGCUACAUCGACCUCGAGGAGCUGAAGAUCAUGCUGCAGGCAACAGGAGAGACCAUCACCGAGGACGACAUAGAAGAACUGAUGAAAGAUGGAGAUAAAAACAAUGAUGGCAGGAUUGACUAUGACGAGUUCCUGGAGUUUAUGAAGGGAGUUGAAUAAAUCUGAGGCCAGAUGACAGCCCAAAUCUCCUAAACCCCUCCAGCUCCACACCUCAUCUCCUUGGCUAAGUCCCUUGGCUACCAGCAUGAAGACUGAGUGCUGAGAAGGGUGGCCGCUGGGAAAAUAAAACGCGUU